Bacillus rossius redtenbacheri is the source of this 3008-nucleotide messenger RNA. Its product is annotated as putative nuclease HARBI1. The transcript has 3 exons. The record is from RefSeq and is a predicted model, not a curated record. Lineage: Eukaryota; Metazoa; Arthropoda; Insecta; Phasmatodea; Bacillidae. Bases 1820 to 2902 code for a protein of 360 amino acids.
CUGGAAUAAAUCCAACUUCAGCCUAGUUGGUUUAGUGGUACAAGAUGCUUGCUGUUUUAAUUUGUUACGUCGAAAGAGUAUGGACAUAACAAAUACUAGAACAUCACAAGACAAACAAAUUAUCACAGGUGUUGUGAAAUAAUUUUAUUUGUAACUGUUUUACAUUCAUAUAUAAAUUGUAAUAACACAAGUUAGUAUGCCCAUGUUCUUUCAAUGUACCUAAUCAAAACAUCAAGCAAAAUGUACCACAGGAACUAUGUAUACAAGAUCAUGCCUUCUGGAUCAAGGGAUUAAUUUGAAUAUGUUAUACGGAACUUUUACCAAUUUCACUUUCGGGACAAGUAUGUAUCACAAUAUCAUUAUCACAUUAAUGACGACAUUAACAUGGCACAUUUAUGUCAUUACCAUAUCUGCAUUAUUAUGUGACUAGCAUGAUUAUAUGGGGGUUUUAGUUGGGGAGUAUUCUAAUGCUUGUUUUGCACAAAAUAUGUUUGUGUAUUAAACUAGCUUUCUGGUAACGUAUUUUAUGCUAUGGCCAUGCUUAUUCUAGAUUUAGAACAUACCUACUACAGUAUAUAUUUUACCUGUGGUAUCAUAUUCUAUACUUAAGAACAAGCCCUUCCUGUACUAGUAUAAUAGAACACCAUACUGAAGAUAUAUUACAUUUCAUUAUUAUUUCUCAAGAUAUAUAUCUGAUGUAACAGAAGCAUAUGAAUGUCCUCCGUCCAAAAGUUUUUUUUCCAGUGUUUGUACUUUAAGAACGUACAGGUAUGUGUGAAUGCACAGGUAUUAUAAUGUAAGCUUUAAACUUUGAUUACUUGCUAACCUGUAGAAAUUUAAAGUCUGUUUUCAGGAUAAAUUCAGGGCUAUGACUAGUGUCAAAAAAAGUUUUUGUCUAAUUUUUUUUUAGUUUGUGGAAAAGCCACAACGUAAGAUUAUUACCCACCUCUCUCCUAACAGCAAAUAAAAUGCACAGAGUAAUUGUAUUGUUUUGUGGCUUUUAAAUGAAUAAAGAAAAAAAAUUCUGAAAAACAUUUUUUCACAUCCUGACAUGUAUCGAAAUAUUUCCUAAGAGAAUGUUGAGGUACUUUAAGUUGUUUAUCGUUUUUAAAAAUGCACAAGAUUUUAUUAAGUUUGUUUUAAUCAACAAAAGUAAGAAGAGUAAAAAUUAUAACGUUUUUUUUUUACUUCCUGAUAUGUUUUUCAGUCAUUACCCAAGAGAGCAAUACUUGCAGCAAGAAACACAUAACUCCAUAUGUGACAAAAUCUGAUUAUGAGGCCCUUGUUUUUAUUGAAGCAAGCUUUUUGCAAGCACAGCAGGGACUCGCACAUGGCGGCGCUUGCGAUAUCGCAAUCAUGAAUGUUAAAACUAUAAAACUAUUGGUAGACUGCUUGAUGUAACACAGUGCUGUCUUACAAAAUGAUUCCAAAGCAUUUCAGGAAGCAAAAGGUAUUUUGUAAUUUUUAUUUUCUUGUUUGCAAAAAAUCUGAUAAACUGUAAAAUUACAAUGAACACAAAACACUACUACUUAAUUACUAUAACAUUUUAUAAAAUUAUAAAAAUAAACCACCUACUUUUCUGGCUGCUUGUCUUAAGUUUACACAAAAAAUAUUUACUGUUCUGCCAUUAAUCUCACUUAGGGCCGGUUUUAUGACCCCCGGCUAAAGUUCCGGCUAAAAUUUAACCCCAGGCUAGCGCUUAUUUCGGUUUUAUGACUCCCUUUUAACGCCUACCUGCCAGUUAAAGUUCCGGCUAACCUAGCGGGUGGAUGAACCGGCCGCUAGCUACUUAACCGGAGGCUAAGCAUCAGAAAAUAAAAUGGCGAGACUUGUAGUUGAUAGUGAUAGCGAUGAUGAUUAUUUGGAAGAUAGAUUACGUGUCAUGCGAAAGGCGAAGCAAAUUCGACCAAGGACAGAAAACUUUGAAGAAUGGGAUGAAGAAGCAUUUUGUAUGCGGUAUAGAAUUACCAAAGAGACAGCACUACUAUUGCUAACAGAAAUCGAGGAACAUUUGGAGUACACAUCUGACAGGAACAGUUCUUUAAAUCCAGCAAACCAGUUGUUGUUGACAUUGAGAUUCUAUGCUACUGGUGGAAUGCAAACAACAAUAGGAGAUUGUUUUGGUGUGUCCAAGUCUACCACCUCCCGAAUUGUGACAAAAGUUAGUGGAGCAAUUGCCAGUUUAAGGCCCCAGUUUGUGAGAAUGCCUGAAACGCAAGCAGAAAUUAUUGCGGUACAGCAAGGAUUUUAUAGACUUGCAGCAUUCCCUCGAGUUGUGGGAACUGUUGAUUGUACACAUGUCAGGAUAAUUUCACCAGGAGGCAAUGCACCUGAAGAGUUCCGUAACAGGAAGGGUUAUUUUUCAGUAAAUGUCCAAACUGUUAGUGAUGCUGAACUAAAUGUUCGAGACAUUGUUGCAAGAUGGCCAGGUUCUGUGCACGACUCAACUAUUUUUAACAAUUCCACAUUGAAGGCACGUUUUAUGAGAGGUGACUAUGGGAAUGGGGUUUUGCUGGGUGAUUCUGGCUAUGCUCCUACCCAAUUUCUUUUGCCACCUCUUCGCAACCCAGUAACAGAAGAGCAAAACCUCUUCAAUGAAUCAUUAAUUAGGACAAGAAACACAGUUGAAAGGCAAUAUGGUGUAAUGAAGAGAAGAUUUCCAGUAUUGGCUCUUGGAAUACGAUUGCAUUUAGAAACUGUUGAAGCAGUUAUAGUUGCAUGUGCUGUCAUGCAUAACAUUGCGCUACAGAAAGGUGAAGAAGAACCACCUCAAGACCCAGAACUGGAAGACAGGGUGAAUGCUGCCAUCAAUGAUGGUGUAAUUCCUGUGGAAAACCAAGGUGUACAGGGACAAGAUGCAAUGAGAGAAACAUUCAUAAAUUAUUUCAGAAAUUUAUUGUAAUUCUUGCUAUUUUGUUUCUCAUUAAAUAAUAAUUUACAGAAAUGUAUGAUUACUUACUAAAAAUGUAACCCAAUAAAACUUUAUACAUAGUCAGCACAAAAAUAAG